Messenger RNA from Hydra vulgaris (swiftwater hydra), 510 nucleotides. The record is from RefSeq and is a predicted model, not a curated record. Lineage: Eukaryota; Metazoa; Cnidaria; Hydrozoa; Anthoathecata; Hydridae.
AUGAAUCAAGAAAAUAAACGUACAAAACUUGAUUAUGCUGCUCAAAAUGGUCGCCUUGAAGUAAUAAAAUAUUUACAUUCUAAAGGAUAUAAAGGAACAGAAUGGGCAAUUAAUUAUGCUGCAGGAAAUGGUUCUGAAUGGGCAAUUAAUUAUGCUGCAGGAAAUGAUGACCUUGAAGUAGUAAAAUAUUUACAUUCUAUAGGAUAUAAAGGAACAGAAAAAGCAAUUGAAUACGCUGCAAUGAAGGGUCACCUUGAAGUAAUAAAAUAUUUACAUGAAUUAGGGUAUAAAUGUGACAAAUGGUAUAAAGGUACUGAAUGGGCAAUUAAUUAUGCUGCAGAAAAUGGACACCUUGAAGUAGUAAAAUAUUUAUAUGAAUUAGGGUAUGAUUGCUUUCAUGUUGCAAUUGAUUUUGCUGCAAUGAAUGGUCACCUUGAAGUAAUUAGUAGCCGUGGUGCAGUGGUUAAAUCAACCAAAGGUUGCGGGUUUGAACUCGCUCGAAGCAUUUAA